This is a messenger RNA of Phragmites australis (common reed), 279 nucleotides long. Its product is annotated as two-component response regulator ORR12-like. Gene Ontology annotation, biological process: phosphorelay signal transduction system; cytokinin-activated signaling pathway. Lineage: Eukaryota; Viridiplantae; Streptophyta; Magnoliopsida; Poales; Poaceae. The annotation marks the transcript as partial. The transcript is spliced from 4 exons. The record is from RefSeq and is a predicted model, not a curated record.
UUUGUGACUAUCGCAGAUGGUCCCAAGCAAGCCAUAGAGGUUUUGGAUGCGCAUGAUGUGAAGAUGAUUGUGACAAAUUACUGUAUGCCAGAUAUGACUGGCUAUGGUCUCCUUAUGGAAGUGAAGAAUUCACCCAAGUUGAGGCACCUCCCGGUGGUGAUUGUAUCCUCUGAUAACAUUCCAGAAAGGAUCAAAAUGUGCUUGGAUGGAGGUGCAAGGGAGUACAUCCCGAAGCCUAUCAUGGCUUCUGAUGUGCCUCGCAUUUUGAGCUACAUAUGA